UGGUCCCGGGUGGGGGCGGUGCCCGUGGGACCUUUUCUCCACUCCCGCCCUGCCCCCCGGGGGUCUCCCCCGGAGCCUUCGCAGCCUUCCCUCUGCUUCCCGCGUGCGGCCGCGCCGCCGCUGACGUCACAGCCCCUCCGCCUGACAUCACCCGCGGCGCGGCACGCGGCGGAUAAAGCUCCUCCCCCUCCGGGGGGCGUUACCGGAAGGGGCGGGGCGAGUGCGGAGGCACUUCCGGGAGCGGCGAGGGGCGGCGGAGCCAUGAGCUGGAUCCCGUUCAAGCUCGGGCAGCCCAAGAAACAGCUUGUACCCAAGACAGUGGAGAGAGACUUUGAAAGGGAGUAUGGGAAGCUCCAGCAAUUGGAAGAUCAGACCAAGAAGCUGCAGAAGGAUAUGAAGAAGAGCACAGAUGCAGACUUGGCCAUGUCCAAGUCUGCUGUCAAGAUCUCCUCUGACCUGCUCUCCAACCCUCUGUGUGAGCAGGAGCCCAGCUUCCUGGAGAUGGUCACAGCCUUCGACACAGCCAUGAAGAGGAUGGACUCCUUCAACCAGGAGAAGGUGAAUCAGAUCCAGAAGACAGUCAUAGAACCUCUGAAGAAGUUCAGCAGUGUCUUCCCCAGCCUGAACAUGGCUGUCAAGAGGAGGGAGCAGACCCUGCAGGACUACAGACGCCUGCAGAGCAAGGUGGAGAAGUAUGAGGAGAAGGAGAGGACUGGCCCUGUCCUGGCCAAGCUGCACCAGGCCCGUGAGGAGCUGAGGCCUGUGAGGGAGGACUUCGAGGCCAAGAACAAGCAGCUGCUGGAGGAGAUGCCCAAGUUCUACAGCAGCCGAAUCCACUACUUCACCCCCAGCUUCGAGUCGCUGCUGCGGGCACAGGUUGUCUACUACACAGAGAUGCAGAAGAUCUUCGGGGAGCUGACGGCGCAGAUCGAGCGGCCAAGCCGCAGCGAUGAGCAACGGCAGAGGGAGAAUGAUGCCAAGCUGGCAGAGCUGAGGGCACUCUCCAUCGUGGCUGAUGAUUGAGUGAGGGGGGGGAAAAAUGUUGAGGUGAGGGGUGGGGGGCAAAAAAGAUAAGCAUAGAGGAACUAAAGGAUUGGGAAUCUUCUUCCCUUCCCCCCACCCUUAGGUGGGCGCCGAAGUCGCUUUGGCCACCUGCGGCUUCAAGGUGGAGUUGGCAUCCAGGGGAAGGGGUAGGUUGGAAGGGGAGCACAGAAGGUGAAGCAGUGCCAAGGCUCCUGGCCUGGGCAGGGGCAUCUGGCACUAAAGGUCUCAUCCAGCCUGGUCCUGGACAUCUCCCC
Molecule: messenger RNA, 1298 nt
Organism: Pogoniulus pusillus (Red-fronted tinkerbird)
Lineage: Eukaryota; Metazoa; Chordata; Aves; Piciformes; Lybiidae
Gene: BIN3
Product: bridging integrator 3
Exons: 9
Coding region: 262-1023 (253 amino acids)
Biological process (GO): plasma membrane tubulation; actin cortical patch localization; endocytosis
Cellular component (GO): cytoplasm; actin cortical patch
Molecular function (GO): lipid binding; protein binding
Source: RefSeq, a predicted model, not a curated record